AUGAAUGGUUGAAUUGAUACUGACGGUAUUUGUUAACGAUAAGAAGUUCAUAAUUUCAUCUUUCAACAUAAGGAAUCAAAGUCAAAAUUGUUGUAAUUUAAGUUGACAUGUAAUAGUUUUGUAAACAAUUAUUUAGGAAUAACGAUAAAAUGAGAUCAAUUGGAAUAUCUCUUCUUAGUUUUAUGCUCACAACAGUUGUUAUUGCAAAUGCCUAUUACCAGAAGAAACAGUUUUACCCAUCUGUGGUUUAUAUUACAAAAUCUAAUCCUAGCAUGGCUGUUAUCUACAUCCAAGCUUUUGUAGUAAUACUUAUGUUUGGAAAACUUAUGAAUAGGAUUUUCUUUGGACAACUGAGAACGGCAGAGUUUGAACAUCUGAUGGAACGGGCUUGGUAUGCCGUUACAGAAACAUGUUUGGCAUUUACAGUGUUCAGGGACGAUUUUAAUCCCAAAUUUGUAGCGUUGUUUACAUUACUGUUGUUUCUAAAAUCAUUUCAUUGGUUAGCUGAAGACAGGGUGGAUUAUAUGGAAAGAAGUCCAGUUAUUAGUUUGCUUUUCCAUCUACGUGUUCUGUCGCUCCUAACUGUCCUUGGUGCAUUGGACAUGUACUUUGUUCAACAUGCCUAUUUGUCAACCAUAACCAAGGGUGCAUCAGUACAGUUGGUUUUUGGUUUUGAAUACGCUAUACUAGCCACCAUGGUGGUAAAUGUCGCCAUCAAAUAUGCUCUGCAUACUGUUGAUUUAAACAGCGAAAUGCCGUGGGAAAAUAAGGCUGUGUUUUUACUUUAUACUGAACUAAUUAUGGGUUUCAUCAAAGUCAUCCUAUAUGUAUUAUUUGUAAUUAUAAUGGUACGCAUUUAUACACUUCCAUUGUUUGCCUUCAGACCUAUGUACUAUACAAUAAGGAACUUUAAGAAGGCAUUUAACGACGUAAUACUUUCGCGUCGCGCCAUCCACAAUAUGAACACUUUAUAUCCUGACGCAACGGCUGAAGAACUCCAAAAUGCAGAUAAUGUUUGCAUCAUAUGUCGUGAAGAAAUGGUUACAGCAUCAAAGAAACUUCCCUGCAACCAUAUCUUUCACACAGCCUGCCUACGUUCGUGGUUUCAAAGACAACAAACGUGUCCCACGUGUCGGUUGAAUAUAUUGCAAACAAACAUUCCCACGGCAGCGCCAAGGAGAGAAGAACGACCACGAGUUCCCCCUCAACCGCCCAAUCCAUUUGCUGCACCAAAUUUAUUUGCCAAUCCGAACUUAUUCGGUCGAAACGAUAACGCCAACCCGUUUGCAGGAAUGAAUCCAUUUCAACAAAUUCUAAAUCCUAAUGAACAAAAUCAGAAUGCAGCUAAUCAAGCACCAGGACAGGCACCAGGGCCUUCUGCACCUACGGGAGGAGACCAAAAUAAUGCACAAAGUGGUAGUACAUCAAAUACUCAGACAACUCCCAAUAAUACCAUUCCGCCCAUGUUCCCCCCAUUCCCACCGUUUCCAUUUAUGCCGUUUAUGAUACCGCCACCUUUACCUCCAGAACAUUUGAGACGUUUGACAGAAGACGAAUUGAAAAGAUUGGAAGGUCAAGAAAGAGAAAAUGUGGAAGCAAGAAUUCAAUGUCUGAGAAAUAUACAGAUUAUGUUGGAUACUGCAAUCCUCAUGAUGCAACAGUAUAGUGCUGCGGCAUCUUUUUCUACGAUAACGUCUCAAGUUCCUCCACCAGAUAGAUCAUCGGCAGCUUCUGCUGAAGCUGCUUCAAGGGAAACAAACGCCCCCGAUACGAACAGUGCCAGUGAUCCAGGUGACGCUGCUCCAACAACUUCGUCAAACGCAAAUGAUCCUCAGUUUAGUGCAACAUCAAGCGCAGAUCCGGAAAAUAACAACGUGGAAAUGUCAACUUCUGCGUCUCCCGAGGGUCCUCCUGAGGACGAAGUGCGGAAAAGACGUUUGCAACAUUUUCAAAGACAACUAGAACAGCAACAGUAAGGGUAGGUGGUCAUAACUUUUAUCAAUAGUGGUCGGUGUCUUUUAAAGUGAUGAUGAUGACCAAGAUGUAAAUACACACCGUUAUUGGAUGAUGAAAUAAAUUCGAUAUAUUGAGUUAGUAUAUUAACUAAACAGCUAAACUAAUUAAAAAAGAAUGUAAAUAAUAACGUGCACACAGAGAUAAGAUACGGUGCUAUGUUAUUAUUUUCUUUAUUCUUAUUUUUAUUAACUAAAAUGGCAAAACGGAUUUAUUUCAACGUCUGUAAAAGAAUAUUUUAUGGUAACUGGACUUGUCCGUUUAUUAUUGAUAAUAAUAAUGAAAUCGUUGAAUGUCGUCCUAACUUGGGAAGUAAUAAUAAUAAGGAAAAGAUUGAUUACUUGUGGUGUAAUUUAUUGUUUCAUGAUGUCCUCUGGAUAUACGAUUAAUAAGGAUCAUAUGAAGACUG
Messenger RNA from Agrilus planipennis (emerald ash borer), 2422 nucleotides. It is a transcript of the gene sip3, whose product is annotated as E3 ubiquitin-protein ligase synoviolin B. The record is from RefSeq and is a predicted model, not a curated record. Lineage: Eukaryota; Metazoa; Arthropoda; Insecta; Coleoptera; Buprestidae. Gene Ontology annotation, cellular component: cytoplasm. The transcript is spliced from 5 exons. The coding region runs from base 150 to 1976 and encodes 608 amino acids.